AUGGGUGUGCAGGGCCUCUGGUCGCUGCUGCAGCCAUGUGCGCGCCCCAUCAAGGUCGAGUCGCUGGAGGGCAAGCGCCUGGCCAUCGACUCGUCGAUCUGGCUCUACCACUUCCGCAUGGCCAUGCGCGACAAGGAGGGACGCACGCUGCACAACGCCCACAUCCUCGGCUUCCUCUGGCGCAUCCUCAAGCUGCUCUACUACGGCAUCCGCCCUGUGUUCGUCUUUGAUGGCGGCGCACCGGUGAUGAAGCGCCAGACGCUCGUCAAGCGCAGAGAGCGCCGCGAGGGCGCACGCGACUCGCACAAGGUCACGGCGCAGCGGCUCCUCAACGCCCGCGUGCGCCAGGCUGCCAUUGAGCACGCGAUGGGCGGCAGUGGGCGCGGCAAGGGCAAGGGCAAGUCCGCGUCCGCCACCGACGCUGCAGACGACGCCGCGGCGCUGGGCAACGCCGUGUACUUCGACGACCUCGAGAACGAGGCGGGGCCAAGCUCCGCGCGGCCAAGUGGCAGCCUCUCUGCGUCGCCCGAGAAGGGCAGCCGCAAGAAGGACUGGCACAAGGACCCGUACGCGCUGCCCGCGCUGGAGCAGGAUCUCUCCUCGGUGACGGCCUCGACCUCAGCGGCUGCGCGCAAGUCGAGCCGCGGCCAGCGCACCGACUUUCGCUUCGCCAGCGAGGCCGAGAUCCGCAACGUGCUGCGCCACUCUGACAUCGACGUCGACUCGCCGGAGUUCCGCAUGCUGCCGUCCGAGAUGCAGUACGAGCUGGUCGGCGAGAUGCGUGCGGCGAGCCGCGGCACUUCCUUCGCGCGCCUGCAAGCCAUGCUGGCGGCAUCGCCCACGGCCAUCGACUUCUCCAAGGCGCAGGUCAUGGCGCUCAAGACGCGCAACGAGCUGACGCAGAAGUCCUUCGAGGUCAGCGACGCCAUCGGCGACGCCAACAUCAAGGUACCAAUCCGCGUGGCUGGCGCACGCAACCGCGAAUACGUGCUCGUUCGCAACCCGGGCACAGAGGGCGGCUUCACCCUCGGCGUGCGCGACAGCGGCGCGAGCGCAACGCAGGCGAUCGACGUCGACGCAGAGGAGCCUGUGUACAGCGACGUCGAGAGCGACACGCACGGUGGCGAGCUCUCGGACGAGGCAGACAUGGAAGAGGUCGAGGUGGGACCUGCGCCGCGCGCUGCAUCGCCUCGCACGGCAGCUGCGAUCGCAGACUUUGCACGCAGCAACGAUCCGGAGGCGCGUCGCCUCGCUGCUGCUCGCAUCGUGCGGGCAAGGGCACAGCAGCAUGCGCGCGAGCGCAGGCGCGAGCUGGGCAUUCGCGACGAUGGCGAGGAGCUCGAGGAGCAGCUGCGGAUCGCGCGCGCAGGCCAGCGAGCGCGCGAUCUCUUCCGCCAGCGGGGCAAGGAUGCGGCGCCCUGGAGCAUCCCGGAAGGCGACGACGCAGCCGAGUGGGAGGACGCGGCGCUGUUGCUCGACGAUGAAGACGACGACGAGAUGCUCGAUGCACUUCCAGUUCGCGCUUCUGUAUCGGAAGAUGAGGAGGAGGACCUCUCGCGCGCGCUCGAGCUCUCUCGCGCCGACAUGCCGGAUGCAGCUGCGCCACGUGCGGCUGUAUCGCCUCCAUCCGGCGACGAGUCAGCGCCGAUCGCUUUGGACAACGACGAGCCGAUCGAUGACGAGGACAUGGAGAUGGACGACGUCGAGCCAGCCGACUUCGGCGCUGAUCUGUACGCCCAGCUGCAUGCGAGCAUGCCUGUGCCCCCGCCCGACGCGGACGAGGCAGACGACGAUAUGGGCGAUGAGGAAGGUGAAGAUGACACUGAGCCGGUCUGGAUGCGUCUUGCGCCUGGCGCGCCUGUCCCGGCGUCCGAUCGCUCCACAAGCAAGGAGCCAGUCGCUGCGCCACCGCUGCCUGCGCCACAAGCACGCAGACCCCGGGGACGCUUCGAGGGCCUGGUGCACUCGAGCGGCCCGCGCUCGCCCGCCAUGGACGCGGGAACGCGCAGCUCAGGGCCUCGCGCCACUGUCGGUGGACCUGCAAUCGCCUUCCGCCUGCAAGACCGCACCGGCGAGCCCGAGCGUCUCGAUCCACGCCUGUUCCAGCGCCGCCCACCGUCGCCGAAGCCACCUGCGCAGCAGAUGGCUCCGCCGCCGAGACCCUCGCGUACGCCGACUAUCGUCGAUGUCACCAGCGAUGAUGAGAGCAGCACUGUGGAGAUGCCUUCCGCGCACACGCAGUCGACAUCAGUGCAGCCCUCGGCGGCCUCUUCGGACCGCAUGAAGGAGCUCGCAUCGAUGCUGCGCCGAGGCUCCAAGCGCGUCGACAAAGACGCACGACCAUCUGCCGCCACCUCCGGCUCGCCAGCAGAGCGCGGCUACUCUGCACAGGAAUCGUCACCUCAGCUCGACGUGCCGGAAGCGAGCUCCGUCACUUCGACUCCGCGGCUCGAGACUUCGGAUGACGUCGAUCGACCUCAGCUGCAGCGCAAGAACUCGUUGCUUCCGCCGAAGGCCCCGCCUAGCGAUGCGCGAGCGAUGGACGCUGCGCCUGUCGUCGAGACGCCGCUGCACGAGCCUGCGGCAGCCAGCAUGCCGGAAAUCGGAGACUCGCCUUCGCCGGUGGUAGAAAGCGAGAUGUCACACCUCGAGGCUACAGAGCAGCAAGCUGCGCUGGCCGCUGGCAUCGGCUACGACGAUGAGCUCGGCGAUGCGAUUGCCUCGCGUGCCGGCGGCCCACGCUCGCCAGAUGCACCAGUACAGCCGCCGGAGGCGACCUCUUCCAGACCUGCAAAGCGAGCAGGUCUGCAACUCGACGAGCAGUUUGCCAUGGACGGGAGCGAAGGUGCCGACGCUGCUGCCGCUGUCGAUCCCGUCGCUGCUUCAAGCGAGAACGGCUCUGCGACGAUCGAGACGCCGCCGCGCAGCGCGGAGAAUGCGCGCGAGUCGGACGGUGCACGUUCUGCCGACUCGCUGUCUGCUGCGCCGGAGUCGCCGUCAUCUUCCAAGCGCCGCGCCAGCGACGACGAGGAGCCCGAGCAAGGCUUGCGCCAAGCGGCCGAGCCGGUGCUGACCGCCAACGAUCUGCUCGGAUCUGAGGCUGACAAGCUCGGCCAUGAGGUCACACUCGACAACAUUUCGUCGGCGGUAGACGAGCUGCCAAAUGAAGCUCCACGCUCGCCCGCCGCCGACCUCUUCCGUCGCAAAGACGACGAGGAAAGCGAGGGCGAGGAGAUCGAGUGGUCGCCUUCGCCGUCUCCAGCACCGCAAGCGCUCGGAGCGGACGGCUUUCCUCUGCCGACGCUCGAAGAGCUCGAGGCGCUGGAGGUGCAAGACGAGGAAGAGAUGGGCCAAGUGGCCGGGGGCGACGUGGCGUCCUUCCUGAGCCGUGCGAAGGGCCAAGGACUGUACGAGGCGCAGCAGGAGGCUCAAGCCGAGGUCGACAAGCUUCGCGCCGAGGCUGCCAACUCGAAGCGCAGCGAGGAGGACAUCACCGUCACCAUGGCGCGCGAGAUCCAGCACAUGCUGCGCUGCUUCGGCAUCCCCUACCUCACGGCGCCCAUGGAGGCCGAGGCGCAGUGCGCCGAGCUAGUCAGCCGCAACCUCGUCGACGGCAUCAUCACCGACGACUCGGACGUGUUCCUCUUCGGCGGCACGCGCGUGUACAAGAACAUGUUCGCCGACAAGAAGGUCGUCGAAUGCUUCCUGCUCACGGACCUCGAGCGCGAGCUGGGCAUCGACCGCGAGAAGCUCGUGCAGCUCGCGUACCUGCUCGGCAGCGACUACACGGAGGGGCUUGUCGGCGUCGGGCCCGUGCUCGCCAUGGAGAUUCUGUCGCUUUUCAGCAGCCGCGACGGCCUGCUGCGCUUCCGCGACUGGUGGAGCAAGGUGCAGGCAGGCAAGGACACGCCGAAGGACACGCGUGGCAAGACGAUGCGGCGCAUCAAGAAGACGCUGGCGGAGAAGGUGUUCCUCGACGCCAGCUGGCCUGAUGCGCGUGUCGUGGAUGCGUAUUACGAGCCGCAGGUCGACUCGAGCGACGAGCCGUUCCAGUGGGGCUUGCCAGACCUCGACGCCAUCCGCACGCUGCUCAACGAGUACCUCAGCUGGACGCAGGAGAAGACGGACCAGUACCUGCUGCCCGUCAUCGAGCAGCAGACGCGCCGCUCACGCGCGCGGGGCAACCAGAGCUCGCUAGACCGCAGCGGCUUCUUCGACCUGACGGCCGGCACGGGAGCCUUCUCGGCGCGCGAGAAGCCGCAGUUUGGCUCGAAGCGCCUGCAGAACGUCGUGCAGGCGUUCAGGGAGACGGAGAAGAGUCGCCGCACGGCCCGCGCAGCUGCCGCCACGUCGUCUGUCUCUUCGUCGAAGAAGCGGCAGGGUCCGCAGACUCCGCAGGAGGAGGUGCAAGAAGAUGUGCCGGAGGAGCUCGUCGGCAAGGAAAUGGGCAAGCGGCGGCCGAUCGUCAGCCGCGAGGAGCAGCGCCACGAGCGCGCUCGCCAGACGCUGGACACGGAGCGCGAUGGCAGCGAGUCCGACAAUGCGCUCGACCGCGCUGUCGAGGCGCUGGACGGCUCAGUCGGCGCCAAGGCAGCACCGAAGAGGCGCAAGACGGCAGCACGCCGCAAGGUCAUCGACACCGAAGCGGCUUCAGACGCCAACGAGGAGGCCGAGAGGCCGGGUGCUCGCAAGGGUGCGAGCAAGCAGAAGGGCAAGGCGAAGCGCAAGACUGCGCGGCAGAAGAGCGGAGAGAACGACGCUCCCGGCGAGCCCGACGCGGGCAACAGCUCAAGCAGCUCGGAGGAGGAGUGGAGGCCGUCUGCGCGCGGCAGCGCACCCAACACGCCCUCGAAGCGCAAGCGUGCACCAGCGGCCAAGCGCGGCGGCCCGCCGGGCUCUACCAGCGCAGGUCCAGCACGCGGUGCAGCAGGUGGACGCGGGCGAGGCCGAGGGCGCGGCCGCGGCAACGCAGGCCCCGGUGCGACGACGAUCGCCGAGGCGCGCACCAUGAGUCUCGACGAUGUCGCGCGUCUGCCGCCGAGUCGCAGCGCCAGCUCCACGCCUGGCCCGUCCAACACCCGCCCCUCGCUGCCUCCUGUCGCGCCCGCGCCGGCAAGCGGGCCGCGCCGCGAGCACAUUGAGAUCUCCGAGGAUGAGAGCUCGGACUGAGAACACCCAGCAUUCCCGUCACCCUAGCAUGUAACAUAGCGCCGCCCGCACAUCGCAACGAACGUCUGUCUGAG
This is a messenger RNA of Tilletiopsis washingtonensis, 5243 nucleotides long. RefSeq lists its product as hypothetical. Gene Ontology annotation, biological process: nucleotide-excision repair. Gene Ontology annotation, cellular component: nucleus. Gene Ontology annotation, molecular function: DNA endonuclease activity; single-stranded DNA binding. The coding region runs from base 1 to 5169 and encodes 1722 amino acids. Lineage: Eukaryota; Fungi; Basidiomycota; Exobasidiomycetes; Entylomatales. The record is from RefSeq and is a predicted model, not a curated record. The transcript has 3 exons.